UCAGCCUCUCGCCUGUAGCCAUGACAAGUUAGACAGUUUUUUCACAGCCUACUGUACCAUCUUCCACUUUGUGCAGAGGGACUUCAGAUUUUUUUUCUUUCCUCCUCUCUCUCUCUUUGUGAGUGGCCCCGGUCGCACAUGGCUCCCCGGGCGGUGUGGCUCCUGGUUGCGCUGUCCGGUAUCCUGACGGUGCGCCCCUGCUGGGCUUUUACCUGUCCGGCCAUCUGCCGCUGUGGUGUGGACACAUUUCACUGCACCAGAGACACUCAGCUGGCCUCCCGGACGGGACACCUAUCCAGACUGAGGCUCACUCAUCUGCCCUUCAAAGAAGUUGCCAGGCAUGCCUUCAAAGAGCUCAGCAACAUCACAAUCAUUGAAAUAUCCCAGAGUGUCUGCAUCACGGCGAUACAAAGACAUGCGUUCCUGUCUCUCGGCAGCCUGGCUCAAAUCUUAAUUCAGAAUAUCAACAGUCUGAGGGUUAUUGAGAAAGGGGCCUUCACUGACCUGCCCAAGCUUGAAUACUUGAGCAUCGGUAACACGGGGCUGAUACACUUCCCAGACUUCACAACUAUUUCCUCCUUGGCGCCAAAUUUUAUCCUAGAAAUGGCAGACAACAUGAGGAUUGACACCGUUCCUGCCAACUCGUUCCAGGGCAUCACAGAGGAAUAUGUCGACAUGAACGUGGUUAGAAACAGUUUCAAGGAAAUAAAAUCCCAUGCAUUCAACGGAACGAAGCUGAACACACUAGUUUUGAGAGACAACAAAUACCUCAGUAAAAUUCAAAAAGAUGCAUUCGAAGGAGCCUUUGGACCAAUUUCUCUAGAUAUUUCCUCCACAGCUUUGAGUUCCCUGCCCCCUAAAGGGCUGAGGCAGGUAAGGUUUCUCAAAGCGAGCUCUGCCUAUGCUCUGAAGAGCCUCCCCCCGCUGCAAAGCCUGGAUGAACUGCUGGAAGCCGAGCUCACCUAUCCCAGCCACUGCUGCGCCUUCCACACAUGGCGCCGGAAACAAAGGGAAAACGCCUUCAAGAACUUCACAAAACUUUGUGAUGCCACCGACACAGACAUUAUGGAGCCCACUGCAGAUGGUGUGAAUGGUAUUAAUGACAUCAACUUUCAGUAUCCAGACCUGGAAUUGGGUUGUCUUAACAGCCCCUUCAUCAAGUGCACACCAAAGCCGGAUGCUUUUAACCCUUGCGAGGACCUGCUGGGCUAUUCCUUCCUGCGCUCGCUUACCUGGAUAAUCGCCGUUUUCGCUGUGACUGGUAACCUGGCCGUGCUGGUUAUCCUGCUCAGUAGUCACCAUAAGCUAACUAUCUCCCGAUUUCUAAUGUGCAACCUAGCCUUUGCCGACCUGUGCAUGGGGCUCUACUUGAUGCUCAUCGCCUUCAUGGACUACCACUCUCACCAAGAGUACUAUAACCACGCCACUGACUGGCAGACGGGCGCAGGGUGUGGCAUUUCAGGGUUUUUGACAGUGUUUGCGAGUGAACUAUCUGUAUUUACACUGACUGUGAUUAGCCUUGAACGCUGGCACACCAUCACCAAUGCUAUGUAUCUGAACAAGAGGCUACGGAUGCGGCAUGUGACAGCCAUGAUGGCGGUCGGCUGGGGGUUUUCUCUGCUGGUGGCCCUGCUCCCUCUUGUGGGGGUCAGCAGUUACAGCAAAGUGAGCAUCUGCCUGCCCAUGGAUAUUGACACACUGAGCUCCCAGAUUUACGUGGUGGCUGUGCUGUUUCUCAAUGUGGUUGCUUUCCUGGUGGUCUGUUACUGUUACGUAUGUAUUUACUUGAGCGUCCACAACCCAGACCUCACCACACGUCAUGGAGACACCAAGAUAGCCAAGCGCAUGGCUGUACUCAUUUUCACUGACUUCCUGUGCAUGGCACCCAUCUCCUUCUUUGCCAUCUCUGCGGCUCUGCGUGCACCCCUCAUAACAGUGUCUCACUCCAAGAUCCUGCUCAUCCUCUUUUAUCCUAUUAAUUCCCUGUGCAAUCCUUUCUUGUACACCAUCUUCACCCGGGCCUUCCGCAAGGAUGUGUGCCUGCUGUUGAGUCGCUGUGGCUGCUGUCACACUAAGACCAACUUCUACAGGACACACAGCCUGGCUGUGAACACCACCUGUGCCAAUAACACAGUUUCCACCAGCAAACCUCACUCACUAAGUUUCUACGCCUACCACAUUAAGAUGCAGGGCUGCUUUCUCAACAAGGGAGCCACUUGACCAUCAACUUGAACACUGAAUUUUAUUAUGAACUAGACGGCAACGUCCGUCCUCUUGCUAAAAACAGUCACAUUUCUUCAAUACGUGGUCAAGAUGAAGAGAUCUGCAGUUUUAUCAGGCAUCAUAUCAGGUUUGAUCUAGUUCAGCUUGCAAGGCCAGAAAUCCACGACUCAGGACAAAAACCUCACACUGAAAGUGUCACACUGGACACUGUGACUUCCUCUCUGUACAAUAACCCCUCACUAAAACACAGUUGGGUUGAGCUGUGAAUGGGAUAAAACUGGUAACUAUUUAUGUAUAACACUCCAAAAGCAUAUUUAAGUUUUCAUUUUUUGUCAUUGUGAUCAAAUCAGAUCAUAACACCAACUGAGAGAGACUGGGUUGUUCUGAGCAAAGGCAUUUUCCUUUAGUUGAAAUUAGCAGAUGUAACUGUAUUCAUUAUUCUGAGCCUACAGUGGUCAGGAUCUUAAGCUUGGACACGGUUUGGGAAGUCAACAUGAUCAAAUGGAAGGCUUUAUUUUUGUGUGUCUGCCUAUGCUGUGCUGGGAAAGUUGAUGAGCACUGCUGCCAUCUAUUGGGAGCUUGAGAAACUUGCACUGCGACUAGAAGACUGUGGACAUGCCAGAGCAGCUACUACAACCCACUGGAUUUAAAUAAAGCUGUUGUCUGGCAUGCAGUAAAUGCACCUACUGCUCAUUUAAUGUUCAA
Molecule: messenger RNA, 2928 nt
Organism: Myripristis murdjan (pinecone soldierfish)
Lineage: Eukaryota; Metazoa; Chordata; Actinopteri; Holocentriformes; Holocentridae
Product: lutropin-choriogonadotropic hormone receptor
Exons: 11
Coding region: 139-2220 (693 amino acids)
Biological process (GO): male gonad development; ovulation cycle process; luteinizing hormone signaling pathway
Cellular component (GO): plasma membrane
Molecular function (GO): G protein-coupled peptide receptor activity; luteinizing hormone receptor activity
Source: RefSeq, a predicted model, not a curated record